ACCUGGGGGACUCUGAGCCCAUAGCAGCAGACCACCAGACCAGAUUCAUGACAGCCUGGAGAACAUCUGCUAAACUCACUGGCAUCCAGAUCAACUCACACACCAGCUAGGACAACAAGCUAAGAGUUUGUAGCUGUUGAAAGGAGAGCGAUAACUUGGCUGUGUAUGGUGCGUUGAAGAUGGACCCUGUUGAGGGUCUCGUCAUCAUGGAUGAGAUGGAGGACAAGACUUCUGUGCCUUCAGAUGAGAGUGAUGUUGAAGCUGACCUAAGACGAUCAUCCAAGAUCCAGCCAGAAAACAGAAGAACAUCUAGAUGGAAGAAUGGUCAGUGUGUGCUGGCAGUACCAACCUCCUCCAUGCUGAGCCCCAGGUUUGAUCUGUCGCUCUGCAGGGCUCUGCUGGAGAAGGACGGCUUCCAGAUUCCUGUAGCAGACUUUGAGACACCUCUGGAUAUAGCACUGGACAUGCCCUCGGUCAGGAGAUACCUGUUCUUUAACUCUUCUCUCUUCCACUUCAUCAUGGCACCGAUUCUAUAUGUGGUGAUAUGGUGUGCUGUGUUCUCCACUCUUCAUCUCUAUCUCUCGGUCACUAACUACUGGGUCCUCUGCCUGUCUGUCAGUCUGGUCUCCAUCUUACUCACCACAGCCAUCAUCGUCAUCCUCCACUAUAGUAACAAGGAGAUAAACAUCAACAUCGACGUGCGACUCAUCCAGGUGAAUGAGAGGCUGAGCCAACAUAUGCUGCUAGUGGGCGUGGCUGACUGGGUGCAGAACUGCACUGGAACUCUACAGCUGUUCAUUGUGUACUGGGAUACGGCCCACUGCUUGAGGGCACUGACUGAAACUCUAGAGGAGAUGAGCUUUGUCGGAGACGAGGCCCAGAAGAGACUCAAGAAGAGAAUGUCCCACCUUGUCCUGGUGACAGAGGUCAUGACCCUUGACCCUGUGGCGGUGGGGUCAAGUGUUCAUGAAGGUUCUGAUGAGGAAAGGCCCCUCUUGGUGAACGAUGAGGAGACUGAACGCAGUACCUCAACCAGCCAGAGGGAGGACACCAAACUCACCACUAACUACAUUUUGGUACCGGACCAAAUACUACCAGCUCAGGCCAAAGCACUCCAACUUCUACUGACCUACGGUGCGGUUUAUGUCAAGCUGUUGGUGUCGGAAAAGCUGCCAAACUCCACACACCGCCCCCUACACCCCAGGAUGAAUCACUGCACCACCGCCUCCCUUUGUCUCUGUCAGUAUAUAAAAACCAAGGUCCUACAAUUAUAAGACGGGGACACAGAAAAGCUGAUGCAUUCUACUUAUAAUAAUAUGUUACUGUAGGACAAUAGAAUAUUUGCACUGACAAUGUAAAAGUCACGAUUUAAUACCCACUUUUGUGUACAUUUUGCAUUAAAUUAUACAAAAUGUACACAAAAGUACACACUAUCUUUAAGAGUUGUGUCCUUAUAUAGACAGGGAUAUUAAUUUACUUUGAUAAGGUACAUGCUACAAAACAUUUUGGGAGUGCAUUUAGAUAAACAGGGCAAAGUAUGAAGAGAUUUUGGGGAGAUAUAAAAAGAGAGAGUGGGGGCAGGAGAGGACAGAUUCAUUGAUGCAGAGAGAAAGUAUUAAGCUCAAGGGGUCAACAUGAAUCAUUGGUCUUGGCUGACUGCACAGCUACACCGGAGGAGCAUGUGGCACACAGUUUCAUUCAUUACCCAUGGUUAUUAAUCAGCCUUGACGCAACUGCUGAGGUGAUUGGCUCAUACGUAUCCUGUACUCAGCACGAUGACACAAACACACACAGGGAGCGACAGUGCAGGUCCGCUCAGGGGAGGCAGGUAUGUGUAGCCGAACAGAGAUGCAUGUUGCGACAGACCAAGUAAAACGAUCGCAGAGACGCUGGGACGCUCUUUGGGAGGCUAAAUGACCAUCUGUGAUCCUGCAGACACAGUCUGGCCUAGUCCCACCACCUCCCUCUCUAUCUCUAUCUCAGAGGAGGCUGGUGGGAGGAGCUAUAGGAGGCCGGGCUCAUUGUAAUGGGUGGAAUGGAAUAAAUGGAAAGGAGUCAAAUGUGGUUUCCAAAUGUUUGAUAUGUUUGAUACUGUUACAUUGAUUUCACUAUUACAAUGAGCCCGUCCUCCUAUAGCUCCUCCCACCAGCCUCCUCCCACCAGAUAUUGAGUGAUAGUUCAUGUUCUCACAGGGAGAGAAAGAGAGAUACAGGGAUGGAGGAAUCCGGGCCAACUAUAAAUAAGCACCUAAGAGAUGUAGGGAGAGGAAAGGCCACAGAGAGAGAGUGAAAGACAGAGAGAAAGACAGAGAGUGAGAUAGAUGUAGAGUACACAUCACUGUUACCUAGUCUUGCACAAAAGACAAUGUAUUUUAUUCAAACAACUGAAUUCAUACACAACAAAUGCAUGUGUAACAUCCAUGAACAGAAAUAAACCCCAAGAAAAGUACAUGUACACUGUGAUUCGACCAGCCACUUUGAAAAUGCAAAUCCAUUUCAUUUACGAGCUCUGAGAAAAGGUAUCAAUACUGCAAAGAAGCAGUAGCAUUUGCCCAGCCUGUCAUCUUAAAUGACAUAGAACCGCCUUACAAAACAAGUAUGUGGGGAGAGCACAGUGUAGAUCUAAACACAACUAGAUAUGCUAGGAGUGAGUCUAAAAAGCAUACGCACAUUCCAUACCAAUACUUCUCUUGUAUAGAGGUGAGUAACAGCACUACAGGUCACAGUCCUGUGCUUACUUUGCACUCAACAUAUUUCUAGAAUACUGUGUUAUCAGAAUAAGAACAUAUUGUCCACAUACAAUGUACAUUAUAAAUACAGUAAUGAUAAUCAAAUGUAAAAGUGAUUACAAUGUACCAGAAUAAUAGUAAUAACCAUAGUAAUAAUAAUAAUGUUUAUAAUACUUUUGGAAUAAAACUUCAUACACCCUAAUACAAUA
Coregonus clupeaformis (lake whitefish) is the source of this 2937-nucleotide messenger RNA. Its product is annotated as transmembrane protein 268. NCBI's taxonomy places the organism in Eukaryota, Metazoa, Chordata, Actinopteri, Salmoniformes, Salmonidae. The record is from RefSeq and is a predicted model, not a curated record. The transcript is spliced from 11 exons. Bases 180 to 1274 code for a protein of 364 amino acids.